Molecule: messenger RNA, 201 nt
Organism: Arctia plantaginis
Lineage: Eukaryota; Metazoa; Arthropoda; Insecta; Lepidoptera; Erebidae
Source: the annotation of a GenBank genome assembly
AUGAAGGCAUUUGUGAAUAAGAUGCCUUUGCUAAGAAAUUGGAUAAACUACGGUAUAUCUAAAGUAUCAAGGGAUACAUCCAAUAACUGUAUUGAUGAAUGCAAGAAUAACAUUGAAGAAAAUUGCGGUGAUUGUACUUUAACUGAACUUAAAGUCAUGACAGCACUUUGUAUUGAAGAAGCGAAAUGUAACCACCGUUAA